Vitrella brassicaformis is the source of this 360-nucleotide messenger RNA. The record is from the annotation of a GenBank genome assembly. NCBI's taxonomy places the organism in Eukaryota, Vitrellaceae.
AUGUCGUUCUCAAACGCAUACGGAGACCACGAGGAGCAAGAUUUCUGUCAGAUCGGUUUUUCGCAGCGUAAUCUCGUCCACUGGCACCCGGGAGCGGUUAUCUUGGACAGGGUACUCGGAAAUGUGCAGGCGCAGGCCUUUACUGGGGCUUACGCUUUCCUGAUGCUGGCUUUGAUCCUGAUGCUGGCUGUGAGAGACGGCUUGCCUCCCUUCAUCUGGUUCCUCCUGGCCUACCUGAUCCGCUUUGCCUUUGACAUGACAAUUACUUCGAGUUUAUUCUAUUUGUCGUCACUCGGUCACUGCGACGACGCCAAAGGCGCACUGGCUUCGAUCCUGCCGUUCUAUGCAAUGGCAGGCUAG